Messenger RNA from Acaromyces ingoldii, 1666 nucleotides. RefSeq names its product Metallo-hydrolase/oxidoreductase. Gene Ontology annotation, biological process: N-acylethanolamine metabolic process; N-acylphosphatidylethanolamine metabolic process. The record is from RefSeq and is a predicted model, not a curated record. Gene Ontology annotation, molecular function: N-acylphosphatidylethanolamine-specific phospholipase D activity. The transcript has a single exon. Bases 68 to 1615 code for a protein of 515 amino acids. NCBI's taxonomy places the organism in Eukaryota, Fungi, Basidiomycota, Exobasidiomycetes, Exobasidiales, Cryptobasidiaceae. Gene Ontology annotation, cellular component: cytoplasm; membrane-bounded organelle.
CGGAUCGUCAAUCCGUCCCCUUUCUUCCCUCGUCUUCCCUCUUUGAGAGGGCAGAACAGCAACAACGAUGGACGGCGACAUGACCGUACGGCAGCGCAUACAUCGGCGGCAUCACACUCGGCCGCCAGCACACCACGUCGUCGCCGCUGCUGAUCCGUCGGCCGCCCCUUCACUGAGCUCCUAUCUGUUCCCGAACCAGGAGCCGGAGAAGCUCUACGAUUCGCAGCGAUCGUCCGUCUUUGAGACCGACGGGCCAAGCGACGACACGCUGAAGAAAUAUGGCGGAGGUAGCGAGGCGGGCAGAGAGGAAGGCAAGUGGUACGUCAGGACUGGGUUUCGGAAUCCCUGGGACAGCUGGCACAAGCCCACCAUCGGCGAUGUUUGGAAUGGCGUUCGAUGGGGAGGAGCAGCGGAUGAGAGCGGCGAGGACAGGGCAGCACUGGCCAUCGAAGAAGAGGGCGAAGAGGGGAGGCAACAGCAGCGCAACUCGAUUGACGACGCGCUCAAGGUAGUUCCUCCAGACUUUUCCAUCUCCGAGCCUUCUUCGACCAAGGUGACCUGGCUCGGCCAUGCCACCGCUCUCCUCCAACUCCCCAUUGCUCGUCAUGGCGCCAGUACUAGCGAGCCGCUCCGGGUCCUUUUUGACCCCAUCUUCUCGGCCCGCUGCUCGCCGACGCAGUAUGUUGGACCCCAGCGCACCUUUGCCGCGCCGUGCCAGGUGCAGGACCUGCCGCGGAUCGACGUCGUCGUCAUCUCGCACUCGCACUACGACCACCUCGACUACGAGAGCAUCGUCCAGCUGUGGCAAAAGGGUGAAAGGGAAGGGCACAAGCCGCGAUUCAUGGUCCCUCUGGGCAACAAGGCUUGGUUUGCCAGCCUUGGACUGGGCAUCGAUGACGAAAACAUCGUGGAACUCGACUGGUGGGAUGAGGUCUGGCUUGCCUGGUCGGGGACAGGUGCUGCGUCUCUCUCAUCCACCGACGAAAUCACAAGGGAAGAGCCCCAUCUUCGCCUCAUUUGCACACCAGCCCAACACGGCUCAGGCCGUUAUGGCCUUGACUCUUCAACGACGCUGUGGGCGUCGUGGACGCUCGAGCACCAUUUCGAUGCUCGAUCAGAGCCCUUGAGGGUCUUUUUCGGCGGCGACACGGGCUACCAGUUCCAUGGCUCGCCUCCCGACCUGAACGACACCACCAGCUACGCCCCAUGUCCCGCCUUUGCCCAGAUUCGCAGACACCUGGGUGCGCCCGUCCACCUGUGCCUGCUCCCCAUCAGCGUCGGUGCGACAUUCAGCUUUGUCAAGUCAUACGACUUCAUCGGUGUCAUUCCAACCAUGGACGAAGGCCUGACGAGUGCCAACCACAUGGGCCCCCAGGAUGCCGUGCGCGUGGCACGUAUCCUGGGUGACCGGCACACGCUUGCCCUGGCCAUCCACUGGGGCACCUUUGUGGGAAGCUUGGGCGAGGUGCAGAGAUCCAUGAGGGAGCUCAGGCAGGCUUGCGACGACAAUGGCGUCGACUACGUCAGGGAUCCGAGCGAGACUGGAACGGGUGCGAGGAUGAUGUUUGCUUGUUUGAACCACGGUGAUGGACUCUGCUAUGCUUUGCCUCGUUAGAAGAAAUACCCAUUGUCAUUUGCACUGCCGAUUUGGGCCAGCAAUCUCCGC